AUGGAUCCCCUCGCCGUCGUCGGCCUCCCUACCACAACCGCCAUCACAGGCCUCCUAGAGGUUGGCGCCGCAGCCAUCGACAUCCUCAGCGACCUCAACAUCUCGCCCCAGCACGACACCCUCGUCCUCAACGCUCUUCUCCGCGAGGUGAAAGAGUGUCGCUCCUCCGUCCACGCCUUUUACAAAACCCUCAGCCUCAUCGAGAACGGCCAGAUCCCAAUCCCCGCCCGCGCCGCCUGGAUCUCGCUCGAAACCCUCGUCGCGACUAUUACAGAUACCGUCCUCGCAUUUUCUCGCCUCUCGUCGCUGUGCUGCGCCGUCGACGAGGAAUCUACACGGUCGAGCCCCGAAGAUGCGGCUAAGCAUUUCGAGAAGCGCAUUAGGGCGCUGUGCGCGAGGAUCCGGUGGCAUAACCUGUCGAUUGCUAUGAUGAUGACAAUAGUGAACUGCCCCGGAGAAAAAGACGCAAAGAACAGUCGCGACGAACUCGCUCAUCGUGUUGCUCGACUCCUCACAUUCAACGUCGGUCUCGCCGCACGAUUGCGACACACAGCAAGACCCGGCUCCGGCUCCUCGGCCGCCAAGACGACCGUCUCAGUCACCGAAUCCCCCGAGAUCACCCCCGUCAAUGUGGGGCGCCGCCCUCCGGCCUCGUCCUGGUCCAACUCAUCAUCAACGUCGUCACCCUACUCCGGCACCCUCGCCAACCUCACCACGCCCAAGGCCCUGUCCAGAAUUGUUCUGCCUAUCGAGUUGAGGGAGCUGCGUGAUGAUUUUGAGUACUACACCGGCACCGUGCCCUCCCAGGUCGGCAGCUGCGAGUUUCCUACUGGUGGUGUGUUUGUCAACACUCCGUACAAUGUUACAUCAGCGCGAUGA
Molecule: messenger RNA, 879 nt
Organism: Fusarium pseudograminearum CS3096
Lineage: Eukaryota; Fungi; Ascomycota; Sordariomycetes; Hypocreales; Nectriaceae
Exons: 2
Coding region: 1-879 (292 amino acids)
Source: RefSeq, a predicted model, not a curated record